Messenger RNA from Danio aesculapii, 2929 nucleotides. RefSeq names its product leucine-rich repeat-containing protein 49. Gene Ontology annotation, molecular function: protein binding. Lineage: Eukaryota; Metazoa; Chordata; Actinopteri; Cypriniformes; Danionidae. Bases 1 to 2289 code for a protein of 762 amino acids. The record is from RefSeq and is a predicted model, not a curated record. The transcript is spliced from 18 exons.
AUGCGCUCCUCUAAGCAGCGGAAGUGCAGCGGGCGGUUUCUGCCAUCUGCGGUUCACAGCAGCUAUAAGCAGCAUCUUGCAGUAGUCAGCUCUUUACUGCCGGAAAGACUGAGCCGCAGACCUCUGGAUCUGAGGUUAUCAAACGACCUGAAGAACACUUUCAAUGUGGACGCCUUGAAGACACAGCCAUGCAGAAACGACUCAGGUGUCGUGGUGUCGGUGCGGCCUCUGCGCGCUCCUCUUCUACACGCUGAAGAUCACAGCAGCAGUGUGUUCAGGGUGAAACCUCACAGCGCCAGCGCACAGACAACACACACACAUGGUGAAACAGGAAGUCUGCGUGACAGUUCUGGGCCCAGUUUCCUGUCUGCAACCAGCUUCAGAGAUGAUAACACUUCCUGUCCUGAGAGACUGGAUCUGGACUGGCGUGGACUAACGGACUUGCCGGAUCUGCAGUCUUUCCGUGAGCUGCGUCUGCUGAACCUGCAGCACAACCUGAUCACACACCUGCAGCACCUGCAGAGCCUCCGGAGCCUGCUGCUGCUCGAUCUCCAUGGCAACCGGCUGAUUGACAUGUGCGGACUUUCCUCGCUGCGCUGUCUGCGCGUGCUGCUGCUGGGAAACAACCGAAUACAGAGGAUCAGUGAUGUGGACGGCCUCACCAAACUCGAUGUUCUGGAUUUACACAAUAAUCAGAUCUCCCAGAUUGAAAACGUCUCCUGUUUGUCGAGGCUUCGUUUGCUGAAUCUGUCUGGAAACCGAAUCACUCGAGUGGAGAAUCUGCAGGGCUUGAACUGUCUGACCGAACUCAACUUGCGGGACAACAACAUCAUGUCUGUGACGGAUGUGGAGCAUCUUCCUCGUCUGCAGCGCCUGUUUCUCAGCACCAACAACAUCAGCAGUGUGGAUGCGCUGGCCUGUCUGUGGGACUGUGGCUCUCUGUCUGAGCUGAGCCUCGAUGGCAAUCCUGUCUGUGUGGAGUCAUGCUUCAGACAGAGUGUCCUGCGCUGCUGCUCGCCACACCUACAGCUGCUCGACAUGAAGCGCAUCACCGAGGAGGAGAGACGCACGGCGAAUGUUUCAGCACGAAAGGAGGAUGAGAAGAAGAAGGAGAGUCACAAACAGGCGGCACACAAGGAAAGGCGUCGAUUGGCCAUUCAGAAUGCAGCGCAGCAGUGGGAGGGGCUUAAAGCAAACCUCGAACUUCCUGCCCAGAAUGACACUAAAGAGGAAGUCAGUCCAGAGAACAGUCCCGCCCACAGCCCUGCACAGACCAAUGGGAACACUCAGGAGACGUCACCUGAUGAGCCCAGGCAUCUCAGUCCGCUCACUGUUUCUGCUGGAGGAAGUGAGACGCGUCUGCGAUCCAGCAGUCGACCCAACAGCCCCAGAGACCCCCGGCUGCAGGACGGCGGUUCGGGCUCCAGUGUUCAGAGUCUGUCGCUGUCUGAGAGCCACGUGGCGGAGCUGGACGGGGACACAUUGCGUUUGUUCGGCCCCGGGGCCCUGGAGACCCUGGAGCGCUGCUGGGGGGUCCAGACGGCCGCCAGUGUCUCCACCAUCGUCUUCCGCUUCAUCCACUACGACUCCAUCAUUCCCUCAUUCCUGCGCAUCCGCCUCAAGUUCCCCAACCUGACGCACCUGGUCUUCAUGGAGUGCAGCAUCUCUCAGCUCCUCCAGCUGGCGGCUCUGGCUCAGCUCAGGCGUCUGGAGCAGCUCACGGUUCAUCCAGAGGGAAACCCGCUGCUGCGGCUGACGCUCUGGAGGACCUUCAGCAUCUACAGACUACAGCAGCUCAACCUGCACAAGAUCAACGGCACUGAGGUGACUGUGAAUGAUGUUAUAGCGUCAGAGCGAAUGUUUGGGGCUCUCGGACACGUCGCCGCUACAGAGACGCCGCGCUUCCGUCUGCUGCUGCUGCUGGAGGAGUCCAGGAAGCGUCAGCUGCAGUUCCUGAUGGACGGUCGCGGGCGCAGAAGUGGUCAGAGCCCAGAGGACCUGAAGGAGAACGGCCGGCCGAUGGGAGAGGGAGUGUGUCGAGGACUCUUCAACUACCCCAGCAGACUGACCGACAGCGCAGAGGACUCAGCGUCGGACCGCUCGGUGUCAGUGCAGCAGUAUCUGCAGGGUCUGAUCCAGAGCGCCUCCAGCCGCUGUGUGAAGGCCGACGCUCUGCAGAAGAUCUGGCCGCUGCUCUUCAGCGAGAUCAUCAGAGACUCAGUGCUGGACAUGAGGGACACACACACAUACAGACACAACAGCCUGCAGAGACUCACACACACACACUGACUCCUCCUCCUCAUCACAGCCGUGCUCUUCUUCUCUUGGUGUGUUUGAAUCUCUUCAGAUCAGCGCUGCUCUUCAUGAAUACAGCUCAGUUAUUAAAUAUGAAUAAUGAGAAUUGAAUAGAGCUGUUUUCAGUGUGAAGAGUCGAGAUCUGCGGUGUAGAUCUGUGUUUACAGCAUCAUUACUGCAGUCUUCAGUGUUUAUGAUCCCCCAGACAAUCAUUCAUUUCUUUACCACCGGUCCAAAGUCUUAUAUUAAACCAUACAGGACACUCUUGAUCAUUAAUUCAUCAUCAUAUACUGAUUUCUGAAGGAUCAUGUGACUGCAGUAAUGAUGCAAAAAAUUCAGAUUUAUAUCAGAUAAAUAAAUUACAGCUUAUAAUAUAUUAACAUAGAAAAUAGCUCCUUUAAAUUGUAAAAAUAUUUCAGAUUUUUGCUGAUUUUAUGGGAUUUUUAACACUUGAUUCUCAGCCUCGGUGAGCAGAAGAGUCCUCUGUUGAAGCACUGUGGUGUGUAAUAAUGUAGGAGUGCUAAUGUGAAAUGCCUGUUGUUUCUCUGUAAUGAAUGUCUCAGUCAAACCACACCGUCUGUCCCUUGUUUUGUAUUUACUAUUAAAAAGAAACAAAUAAAUUUGAUUUUAAUUU